AUGGAUAUAGCAACGCUGCUGUUAGAAGCGAGUAAAACCAAUGAAGUGGUUGAUGGCGGGUCGCCCACCUCGCUGUAUGGCGGUAUAGUGCCAAAUCUGGCGUUCAAUGUGGCGAUGUUGGCGAUCUGGGGGGUGCUGCUGGGUUGGCAUACGCUGAUGAUCCGGUACAAGCAGUAUUGGUUCUCGUCGGCGUUUGUGGUAGCGGCGAUCCUGGAAGUGAUUGGGUAUGCUGGCAGGGUGCGGGGCCAUUUUGACCCGUCCCUUGAGUCUCCAUAUGUGAUGCAGCAGGUGUGUUUGACGAUUGCACCAGUGUUCAUGAUGCGCGGCGUGUACUACCAGUUGCCGAAGUUGAUCGAGAUCUACGGCCACAGGUUUUCGCUGCUGCGCUCUCCAGCGGCGUAUUGGUAUCUGUUUGUCGCGUUUGACCUUGUAGCCCUGCCCAUUCAGGCAGCAGGCGGUGCUGUGGCCGCCAGAGCGUUGAUAAACGGUACCAGCCCGACCCAGGGCGUCAACACCCUUAUCGCAGGCUUGUCGCUGCAGAUUGCGUCGAUCGUUAUAUUCAUGGCUCUGAUGGGCCAUCUGUACUAUAAGGUUUUUAUCCAGACCCGUCUGGACCACAGCGGCCAGUCCAAGUUGAGUCUUGGCUUGCUGAAGAUCAGCCAAACUGAGAUCGAUUAUCUUUACAGACAAAAGUUCAGCGAACUCAGAGUAAGUCCUGACCGUUGGGUGUUCCGUUAUUUCCCUCUAGCUAUGGUCGUUGCAGUCGCUACGGUCUUUGUUCGUUGCUGCUAUCGUCUUGCGGUCGUUGCCGCGGACUGGCACGGCAAUCUUAUCACACAUGAGAACUACUUCAUCGUUCUCGAUGGCGUCAUGAUCUCACUCGGCACUGUGGCUUUAUCCGUAUUCCAUCCAGGCUUCGCAUUCCAAGGAAGACAUGUCUCUAUUCCUGUCACAGAUGGGCGUGUCGAUCCAGAGACCGUUACGAAGCCGGGGUUCAGGCCGGAGAAAGAGGAAGCCUACAUUCACUCUGGUCAGCAAGGUUCGCCGCUAUACAAGCUCUUUAUGAAUCGUUGUCGGAAGAUCAAGAACGCCUUCAAGUGA
Molecule: messenger RNA, 1101 nt
Organism: Torulaspora globosa
Lineage: Eukaryota; Fungi; Ascomycota; Saccharomycetes; Saccharomycetales; Saccharomycetaceae
Product: RTA1 domain-containing protein
Exons: 1
Coding region: 1-1101 (366 amino acids)
Cellular component (GO): fungal-type vacuole; plasma membrane
Source: RefSeq, a predicted model, not a curated record